Messenger RNA from Vespula pensylvanica (western yellowjacket), 2746 nucleotides. RefSeq names its product glycosaminoglycan xylosylkinase. The record is from RefSeq and is a predicted model, not a curated record. Gene Ontology annotation, biological process: protein phosphorylation. Bases 382 to 1773 code for a protein of 463 amino acids. Gene Ontology annotation, molecular function: phosphotransferase activity, alcohol group as acceptor. NCBI's taxonomy places the organism in Eukaryota, Metazoa, Arthropoda, Insecta, Hymenoptera, Vespidae. The transcript is spliced from 6 exons. Gene Ontology annotation, cellular component: Golgi apparatus.
AAUAUUUUAUUAAAACUAGCUUUAUUCUAAUUAAAGAAAGAAGUACUGACUUACGAAGCGUCGUAUGACGUUAUUGCUAAGGCGUCACUGUUAGAUAUCGUUCGUUAAUGCAGCUUUUGUAAAAUUACACGAAAGUAUCGGUAUUUAUGAAAAAUAAAGUGUAAUAUGAAAAUAAAUGUAAAAAAAGAAAAGAAAGAAAAGAAAAAUAUGGCCUGUCUCCGUUCUUCGAGUAUUGAAUGUUAUCGAUUAUCCAUAGGUGUGAAUAAUUGCAGUAUUGUACCGAGUCGAUAAUUUCAUUAAAAACAAUUUCUUUAAAAAAUGUCACACUACGAGUCUCCCAUGGGAUAAUUGAAUUUAAUCUGAACAUUUCAAGAAUUAGAGAUGAUUGGCAGGCGUUGUGUUCUACUUGCCCUUGGCAUCCUUUUGAUCCUUGUGAUUACUGUGAACAUUUAUUUUAUUCGCAUAAUCGUGGAGAAUUCUUCACAAAAGUCGCAGUUCAAAAAUUUACCUUUAGUCGAGGAAAAUUAUCUUCCAGGGCCGUCUUUACGCAAGAAUGAAAAUAGUAGAAAUUUUCAAAAGUCCGUCGGUGAAGAUAUCAAUGAAAAAAUUAAAGAAGAGACACAAAUAUUACCUUCAAAAUAUUUUAAACAAAAUACGAGUUAUUUGAUCGUACUCGAACGGUUAUUGUCCGAAUUGAAGAUUAUGGACAAUGCGCAUGAAGAUAUAUGGAGUAUUCCUAGUAACAAUUGGCCUGAUGCUCACCAGUUAAUACCGCCAUCGGCUCCGGAAUUAGGGACUAUACUCGAUGCUUUGAGGAAAGCAAAAGUAAAACAUGCCGACAACGCUGUCCUUGGUACACAAUUGAAACUUAUGCUGACAUUGGAGAAUGGUGCAAAGGCUGUAUUUAAACCGCAAUGGUACUCUAGAGAUACAGUUAUUCGUGGACCCGUUUAUUACGGAAAAGAUCGUCAUAAUGCAGAAAUCGUAGCAUUUCAUUUAUCCUCGUUACUUGCUUUACGAAGAGUACCCCUUGCUGUUAUUCGAAAACUUGAUCUUAACAAUGAGAUUCGUAAGCAUGCAACACCAGAAUUAUAUACUACCAUGUAUCAGGAGGGUAAUGAUACGUGUUUGUACGGUGUUUGUCAUUACUGUUCUUCGAACGAUCCAGUUUGUGGAACAGGCGAUAUCUUGGAAGGUGCAUUGAUAUUUUGGUUACCGCGUUACUUGCAUCUUGUAAAACAUCGACAUCCAUGGCAGAGGACAUACAAGAAAAAAAAACUUGCACCUUGGGAAAUGGAUGAUAAUUAUUGCAAGAAGGUCAAAGAGUCUAAAGCAUACUCACCACAAUUUUCAAGUAGGCUAUUGGAUUUGGUAGAUACAGCAGUUUUUGACUUUUUGAUGGAUAACGGUGAUCGGCAUCAUUAUGAAUUGGCGCAAAAUAAUUUUCACAAUCCUGCUGUAUUAUUGAUAGACAAUGGGAAGAGUCUUGGUAAUCCGGACGUUGAUCAUCUCGACAUUUUAGCACCACUUUAUCAAUGUUGCAUAAUACAUAAAACUACAUGGGAUCGUUUAAAAAUGUUCAGUGGUGGUACACUGAGCUUGUCAUUGGAAAAGCUUAUUGCUCGCGAGACAAUAAUGGCCGAUGUUCUACCGCUUAUUUCAGAUGCACAUCUCAGCGCUAUGGAUAGAAGGCUUCUUACCAUUUACGCUGUCGUUGAAUACUGUGUAAAGAAAAAGAGAUACGUUUCUAAUGUAAUUCUAGAUCAUCGGUAGUAUGAAGUAAGAAAUAAGAUAUUUUAUAGAUCGAUUCUUAUAUAUUAUUUAAUUACCGAUGACACUAGAAUUUGAUUUGAAAUAGUAGAAGAAUUUUGCAGCAGCUAUGUGUAAAUAAUAAAUUUGAUAAAUAUGUAAACACAGUCGCGCGCACAUACACCCACACGCGAUAUAUAUGUAUGUUGUAUUUUUUUUUAUACGUUACAUUUUAUAUAACGACAUUUAAUAUAUUUUAAUCGACGAUGAAACAAUUGUUUUGGAUGAUGACGUAAUGUGUAAGACGUAAAAUGAUCUAAUGCCAGAGAUCGUUAGAGUUUAAUGUGGUUUAUUUUAUGUCACAAUAAUUACCAUUAUUUGGAUAAAUUUUGAAUGUAGCGCCGUACAGCGUAUAAAUACGGUACAAACGUAAAAAACCCGUUAAUACGAUUGCAUAAUCGUUAACAUACUUUAAAGUUCGUGUCACAGAUUGGGAUCUGAGAAUACUCUCAGUUCGAUAACAUGUACAAUAUGUAUAGCGAAUGUAGCUCGUGGUACUCGUCGGGAUUUGCAGUAAAGAGAAACUUGUGGGAGCGAAACAAGCUACAAGUCAGCGUAAUGUCGCAGCAUUCGACUACUUUCCUUUCUGUUACCACAAGACCUCUCGUAAAAGCUUACGAUACCAAACUUUGAGUCAAGUUUCCACAUUAGCUCCUUCCUCCUCGACGUCUUCGCACAAUAACCCUUAUAUACUUUAUUUACAACAUUACAUGACCAGAAUUACUCACAUAUCUUAUCGAAUAAUUAUUCAGUUUUUGUUCAUAAUACAUAUUUAGCGCCGUCAUUCGCGUAUGUUCGUGUAUAUGUAUAUGUCAGGCGCAUGCGUAUUACGUGUGUGUGGUACGUGUACGUAUGCGUAUAUCCGAGACGUACGUGUGUAUAUUAUAUAUAAUAACAUUUUUGUUCUUUUAUAAUUAAAUAGAGCUUUCGUAGCAAA